UGUCCUAAAGAGGAAGUAACGAAUAUAUAGUAUCGUCCUUCUCCUUCCCUUUACUCUUUAGUGGAUCAAUCAACUAAUUAAUCAAAACAGUGGAAUCCAUCAAAAUCCUCAGAGACAGAUCCAACACACAAGAAAGAAGUUAGUAAUGGAGCUCGAAUUAGGGUUGAAGGUCACAAGAACCAGAGAGGAUGUAUCUUCCUCGGUUGAUUUUCGCUUCUCUAAAGACCCAUUUGGUCCUCUGGUACUUUCAAGAGAAACAGAUUCAAGGUUCAUCAUCAUCAUCCAUCUUAAAGGAUUCAAGAAGGAAGGUAUUGAGAUUGAUAUAAACAAAGAGGGAGAUAAGAUUACUAUAAGUGGAAGGAAACCUGUUGAAGAAAUGGUUAUGAUUAGAUGGAUGGCAUGGAGGAAAGAAGUGGAGAUGAGAGCGUUCAGGAAAGUUUUUCUGAUUCCAGACGUUGUUGAUUUAGACAAGAUUAAAGCUAGAUUUGAUGAUGAUGAUGCCACUCUUACGAUCACAAUGCCUAAAAGAGUAAAAGGAAUCUCUGGAUUUAACCUUGAGCAAGAGGAGGAAGAAGAAGAAGAGGGUGUGGACUUUGGAGAUGUGAGUGAAGCUGAGAACAGAGAAGAAGUUGAAGAGGAGGAUGAAGAAAGAGAGGAGGAGACUGAUGAACACUCUGAGAGUCAAGGAGAAGAAGAUUUUGGUGAGAUGGUGGAAGAUGAAGAAGGAGAGAGUCAAGUUUAUGAAGGUGAAGAAGAGGGUUUCAGUGGAGGUGUGGAUGAAACUCAAAUUGAAGAUGAUGACUUAGAAGAGAUUCAGCAGACUGGUCAACAAGAGUUGGCUGAUUCAGACACAGAGAGUGAGGACAAUGUCUUAGAAAAAAUUCUAGACAUUAUGGAGCAAGAAGAUAACCAAGAAGUAAUGGAGAAGAAAGUUUCAGAAGAGAUUAAAAAUGAGGAGAUGGGAUCUGGAGCAACUGAAGAGAUUGAAGAACAAGAAUCUGAUGAGGACAGUGGCUUAGAAAAUCUACCAGACAUUAUAGAACAAGAAGUGAUGGAGCAGAAAGUUUCAGAAGAGACUAAAAGUGUUGACAUUAGAUCUGAAGCAACUGAAGAGAUUGAAGAACAAGAAUCUGAUGAGGACAGUGGCUUAGAAGAGCUUCCAGACAUGAUAGAACAAGAAGGUAACCAAAAAGUAAGGGAGCAGAAAGUUUCAGAAGAGACUAAAAAUGGCGACAUUAAAUCUGGAGCAGUUGAAGAGACUGAAAAGCAAGAAUCUGAUGAGGACAGCGGCUUAACAAAGCUUCCAGAAUUUAUAGAACAGGAGAAUAACCAAGACAUGAUGGAGAAGAAAGAUUCACAAGAAGAGACUAGAAGUAAUGAUUUUGAAAAAAUGGAAAGACAAGAAAGACCUCAUGAGCAGUUAGAUGGAACAAGUAAAAGUAGAGCUAAGGCUGAUGAUGAUGAUGGCUUGAGAAAGGUUCAAGGGAUUGAAGAACCAGAGAGACGCAAUGAAGAAAGAAAGAUCCAAGAAAUGGUGGAAGGGGAUCCUAAGGAAGAGGUUGAUGCAGAGAUGGGAGAAGGAUUCUUACCAAACAUUGAGAGAACAAGAGUAGUUGCAGAAACUGAGACAAAAGUUGAGGAGUUGGAAUCUGAAAAACCAGAAGCAGAUAAGGUCAACCAGAAACAUGAACUUAUGGAAGAGAAAACUCCAGUGGCAGAGACAAGUAUAGCGAAUGAUGUUCCAAAACCAGUUCAGAUGACUGAAGCACCAGAGGUGGGUUCUGUAGUUAAAACAGAUGAUGAAGGAAAAGAGAAGAAGAAGAAGAAGAGUGUCAAGAUGGAAACUGCACCAAACAUUGCAGAAACUGAGACAAAACAUGAAGAGAGUAUCUUAACAAAUCUUCGAGAGAAUGAAGAGCAACAUUCCAAGGGACGAAAGGGAGAAGAUAAACAAGAAAAUAUCAAAGAAUUGGUGAAAGAGAAAGCUCCAGAGGCAGAGACAAACAUAAAGAAUGAUGUUCUGAAACCAAUGCAAGAGAAUGAAGUACCAGAGGUGGGUACGUUAGAGGAAGUAAUGGAGCACAAAGUCUCAGAAGAGACUAAAAGUGAUAACAUUGGAGCAGUUGAAGAGAUUGAAGAACAAGAAUCUAAUGAGAUAAGUGGAACAAGUAAAAGUAAAGAAAUGGAAAAGAAAAGGACUGAUGGUGGUGAUGAUGAUGGCCUGAGGAAGGCUCAAGGGAUUGAAGAACCAGAGAGACACAACGAAGAAAGCAAGAUUCAAGAAAUGGUUGAAGAAGAAACAGGUGGUCAAGAGAAGGAUGGCAAAGAACAAUCUGAUGAGAAAGAAACUCAAAUUGAGGAUGAAGACUUAGAAAAGAGUCAGCAAAUUGAUGAACAAGACAAGAUUUUGGAAGCUGGUCAACAAGAGUAUUCUGAUUCAAAUGCAGAGAGUGAAGGCAGCAGUAGCUUAAGAAAGCUUCCAGACAUUAUAGAACAAGAACAUAAACAAGACGAGAUUGAGAAGAAAGACUCACAAGCAGAGGCUAGAAGUGAUGGUUUUGGAUCUAGAUCACUUGAAGAGGUUGAAAAACAAGAACAUCAUGAGCAGCUAGAUGGAACAAGUAAAAGUAGAGCAAAGGCUGAUGAUGAUGGCGGCUUGAACAAGGUUCAAGGGAUUGAAGAACCAGAGAGACGCAAUGAUGAAGUAAGCAAGAUUCAAGAUAUGGUGGAAGGGGAAACAAGUGAUCAUGAGAAGAGAAAAAAUGCAAAGAUGGAGACAAAGAGUAAGGAUCCUAAAGAAGAUGUUGAUGCGGAGAUGGAUGAAGGAUUCACACCAGUAGCUGCAGAAGAUAAUACUGCAGAAACUGUGACAAAAGCUGAGGAACCUGAAUUUGAAAAACCAGAAGCAGCUAAGGUACACAAGAAACAUGAAUUGGUUGAGAAGAAAGAAGAGGAAGAGGAAGAGGAAGAUACCAAGGAGAAUGAAGAACAACAUUCUAAAGGAAGAAAGCGACAAGACAAACAAGAAAAUAUCCAAGAGUUGGUGGAAGAGAAAACUCCAAAUGCAGAGACAGAUAUAAAAAAUGAUGUUCAGGAGACUGAAGCACCAGAGAUGGAUACAGUAGUUAAAACAAAUGAUGAAGGAAAAGAGAAGAAGAAGACUGUGAAGAUGGAGAAUCAUGCACCAAACAUUGCAGAAACUGAGACAAAACCUGAAGAUACUGAAUCUGAAAAAGUAGGAGCAGAUGAGGUAUCCAAGAUACAUAAACCAGUAGAAAAGAAAGCAGAGGAAGAUGCUAAUGUGAGAGCCAAAGGUGAAGACAGUAUCUUAACAAAUAUUCAAGAGAAUGAAAAUAUCAAAAAACUGGUGGAAGAGAAAGCUCCAGAGGCAGACAAAAAUAUAGUGAAUGAUGUUCCGAAACCAGUUCAAGAGAAUGAAGUACCAGAGGUGGGUACGUUAGGGGAAGUAAUGGAGCAGAAAGUUUCAGAAGAGACUAAGAGUGAUAACACUGGAUCAGGAGCACUUGAAGAGAUUGAUGAACAAGAAUCUAAUGAGGACAGUGGUUUAGAAAAGCUUCCAGACAUAAUAGAAAAAGUAAUGGAACAGAGAGUUUCAGAAGAGAUUACAAGUGGUGACAUUGGCUCGGGAGCAGUUGAAGAGAUGGAAGAACAAGAAUUUGAUGAGGUAGGUGAGGACAGCAGUAGCUUAAGAAAGCCUCCAGACAUUUUAGAACAAGAAAAUAACCAAGACGUGAUGGAGCAGAAAGAUUCACAAGAAGAGAGUACUAGAGGUGAUGAUUUUGGAUCUAGAGAAUCUGAAGAGAUUGAAAAACAAGAACCUCAUGAUCAGAUAGAUGGUGCAACAAGUAAAAGCAUAGAAAUGGCUCAUGAUGAUGAUGGCUUGAGCAAGGCUCAAAGGAUUGAAGAACCAGAGAGACGCAAUGAAGUAAGCAAGAUUCAAGAAAUGGUGGAAGGGGGUCCUAAAGAAGACGUUGAUGCGGAGAUGGGAGAAGGAUUCACACCAAACAUUGAGGGAACACCAAUAGUUGCAGAAGAUGAUUUAGAAACUGAGAGAAAAGCUAAGGAACUUGACUCUAUAAAACCAAAAAUAGAUAAGGCUGACAAGAAACAUGAACUGGUUGAGAAGAAAGAAGAGGAAGAGGAUAAUACUAAGGUGAGAAGAGAAAGUGAAGACAGAAGAAGCUUAAUAAAGCUUCAGGAGAAUGAAGAACAACAUUCUAAGGUACCAAAGCGACAAGACAAACCUGAUAUCAAAGAAUUGGUGGAAGAGAAAGUUACAGAGGCAGAGAAAAAUAUAGUGAAUGAUGUUCUGAAACCAGUGCCAGAGACUGAACCAGAGGUGGGUAAAAGCGGUGACACUGUAUCUGGAGCAUUUGAAGAUACUGAAAAACAAGAACCUUGUGAGCAGUUAGAUGGGACAAGAAAAAGUAGAGCAAAGGCUGAUGAUGAUGGCUUGAGAAAGGCUAAAAGGAUUGAAGAACCAGAGAGACGCAAUGAAUUAAGCAAUAUUCAAGAAAUGGUGGAAGGGGAGACAAGUGAUCAUGAGAAGAGAAAAAUUGUAAAAGUGGAGAUAACAAGAAAGGAUCCUAAAGAAGACGGUGAUGCUGAGAUGGGCGAAGGAUUCACACCAAACAUUGAGAGAACACCAGUACUUGCAGAAACUGAGACAAAAGCUGAGGAGUUUGAAUCUGAAAAACAAGAAGCAGAUAAGGUAGACAAGAAACAUGAAUUGGUAGGAAAGAAAGAAGAGAAACAUUCCAAGGGACAAGAGAAACAAGAAAAUAUCAAAAAGUUGGUGGAAGAGAAAGCUCCAGAGACAGAGACAAAUAUAGAAAAUGAUACUUCCAAACCAGUUCAAGAGAUUGUACCAGAGCUAGGGGAAACAGGCGAUGAAAGAAAACAAGGAAGAGAGAAGAAAAGCGUAGCAAACAUUGUAGAAACUGAGACAAAACCUGAGGAGUUUGAGUCUGAUAAACUAGAAGCAGAUGAGGUUGACAAGAUACACAAACUGGUUGAGAAGAAAGAGGAUGAAGAUGAGAAUAAUGCUGAGGUUGGAACACAAAGUGAAGACAUUGGCUCAAUAAAGCCUCAGGAAGUUGGAGAACAACAAUCUCAGGGACAAAAGAGACAAGAAAACAUCAAGGAACUGGUGGAAGAGAAAACUCCAGAGGCAGAGACAGCUGUAGAGAAUGAUACUCCCAAACCAGUUCAGGAGGAAAAGAAUGAUGCUGAGUCAAGAAAACCACAAGAGACUAUCAGACAACAAGAGUUGGAUGAAUGUGACAAAGAAAGCAAGACCCAAGAGUUGGUGAAAAGCAAAACAAAUGAUGAAGAGAAAGAGGGGAAAGAAAUUGAAGAAACAGUAACAAAGGAGCACGAGUCUUAUAGACCAAAAGAAGAAGAAGAAGAAGAAGAAGAAGAAGAAGAAGAAGAAGAAGAAAAGUUUCCAGAACUAGUUGAAGAGAAGCCGCAUUUUUCGAAAAAUGAAAAACUCAAGGAGGAAGAAGAACUUCCAGAGAAGAAAACAGAUCUACUUGGUGAUGAGGAUGAUAUCUCAAGAAAAUCUAGAGAUUCAGAUGCCAAAGAAGAGGUUGAUGUGGAAAUGGGCAAAGGAUUUGCACCAAGCAUAGCAGAAACUGAGAUAAAACCUGAAGAUAUUGAAUCUGAAAAACAAGGUGCAGAUGAGGUUGGGAAGACACAAAAACCAGUAGAGAAGAAAGAAGAGGAAGAUGCUAAUGUGAGAGCACAAAGUGAAGACAGAAGAAGCUUAAUAAAGCUUCAAGAGAAUGAAGAACAAUAUUUUAAGGGAAGAAAGCGACAAGACAAAAUCAAAGAACUGGUGGAAGAGGAAGCUAUAGAGACAGAGACAAAUGUAGCUAAUGAUGUUCCAGAACCAGUUCAAGAGAUUGAAACAGAGGUGGGUACAUCAGGAGAAACAGAUGAUACAGAAAAAGAAGCAAAGGAGGAGAAGAAGAAAAGUGCAAGUUUGGAGGUAAGAAAUAGGGAUGCCAAAGAAGAGGUUGAUGGGAAAAUGGGCGUACCAGACAUUCCAGAAACUGAGACAAAACCUGAAGAGUUUGAAUAUGAUCAACUAAAAGCAGAUGAGUUAGACAAGAUACAUGAACAGGCUGAGAAGAAAGCGGAUGAAGAGGAUAAGAACACUAAGGUUGGAAAACAAAGUGAAGACAUUAGCUUCAUAAAGCCUAAGGAAGUUGGAGAACAACAAUCUGAAGGACAAAAGCAAUACAAAAAACAAGAAAAGAUUGAGGAACUGGUGGAAGAGAAAACUUCAGAGGCAGAGACAAAUAUAGAAAAUGAUACUUUGAAACCAGUUCAAGAGAGAUGUGAAGGAAAAGAAAAUGUCCAAAAACUUUUCCAAGAGGAAACAAAGAAGCAGCCAGAGGAGCACAAAGAGGCGGGAGAAAAGAAUGAUGAUGCUGGCUCAAGAAAAGUUCAAGAGAAUAUUAGGCAACAAGACUUGGAUGAAUCAGAAAUAUGUGAGAAAGAAAGCAAGACCGAAGAAUUGGUGAAAAGAAAGUCAAGCAAUGAAGAGAAAGAAAUUGAAGAAACACAAGAGUCAUAUAGACCAAAAAUACUCAGGGAAGAAGAAACUGCAGAGAAGAAAACAGAAUUUGGUGAUGAUGAUUAUCAAAUUUUAAGAAGAGUUGGAGAUACUGAAGGAAGAGAUUUAGAUUCCAAAGAAGAUGUUGAUGCGGAAAUGGACAAAGGAUUCACACUACACAUUGCAGAAACUGAGACAAAAUCUGAGGAGUUUGGAUCUCAAAAAUUGGAACCAGAUGAGAAUGAUGAUAUACAUGAAGUGGUUGAGAAGAAAGAAGAGGAAGAAAAAAAUGCUAAGGUGAGAAGACAGAGAGAAGACAGAAGAAGCUCAAUAGAACUUCAAGAGAAUGAAAAACAACAUUCAAAGAGACAAAAGCGACAAGAGAAAACUGCAGAGACAGAGACAAAUAAUAUUCCAACACCAGUUCAGGAAACAGGUAAUGAAGGAAACGAGGAGAAGAAUAAAAGUGUUGCAAUGGAAAUAAAAAAUGGGUAUCCCAAAGAAGAGUUUGAUGCUGAAAAUGGCAAAGGAUUUGCACCAAACACUGCAGAAACCGAAAGAAAACCUGAGGAGCUUGAAUCUGAUAAGUUAGAAUCAGAUGAGAUACAUGAAAAGGUUGAGAAGAAAGAAGAAGAGGAAGAGGACAAUGCUAAGAUGAGAGGACAAAGUGAAGACAGUAACUUAAGUAAAAAGCUUCAAGAGACUAAACAAGAACAACAAGACAAGAUCAAGGAGUUAGUGGAAGAGAAAACUCCAGAGAUUGAAGAACCAGAGGAAACAAUAGAGCAAGAGUCACAUAGACCAAAAGUAUUUGGUGAUGAUGAUCUUCAUGUUUCAAGAAGAGUUGGAGAUACUACUGGAAAAAUAGAUUCAGAUGCCAAAGAAGAGGUUGAUCCUCAAAUGGGAAAAGGGUUCACACCAAACAUUGCAGAAACUGAUGCCAAGGCUGGAACAGAAAGUGAAGACAUUAGCUUAGUAAAGCCUCAGGAGUUUGGAGAACAGCAAUCUCAGGGACAAAAGCAACACAGCGAGCACAAAAAGAUUGAGGAAUUCGUGAAAGAGAAAACUCCACAGGCAGAAGCGAGUAUAAGGGAUGAUACUUUGAAACCAAUUCAGGAGAUAUGUGAGGGAAAACAAAAGAUCCAAAAACUUAUCCAAGAGGAAACAAAGAAGCAGCCAGAAGAGUACAAAGAGAAAAUGGUGAAGGUAGGGAAAAAGAUCAAUGAUGAUCAUGAUCAAAGUUCAAGAAGAAUUGGAGAUACUGAAGAAAGCGAUUCAGAUUCCAACGAAGGAUUUGAUGCGGAAAUGGGCAAAGGAUUCACACUAAACAUUGCAGAAACUGAGACAGGAGCUGAUGAGUUUGAAUCUCAUAAAGUGGAACCAGGUGAGGUAAAUGAGAAUGAUGAUGAUACACAUGAACUGGUUGAGAAGAAAGAAGAAAAUGUUAAGGUGAGAAGGCAGGACGAAGACAGAAGAAGCUUAAUAAAGCUUCAAGAGAAUGAAAAGCAACAUUCAAAGAGACAAAAGCGACAAGAGAAAACUGCAGAGACAGAGACAAAUAUUCCAACUCCAGUUCAGGAAACAGGUAAUGAAGGAAAGGAGGAGAAGAAGAUAAGUGUUACACCAAACACUGCAGAAACUGAAACAAAGCCUGAGGAGUUUGAAUCUGUUAAGUUAGAAACAGAUGAGAUACAUGAACUAGUGGAGAAGAAAGAAGAAGAGGAAGAGGACAAUGCUAAGGUGAGAAUACAAAAUGAAGACAGUAACUUUAGUAAAAAUCUUCAAGAGACCAAAGAAGAACAGUUUCAGGCACAAAAGCGACAUGACAAGAAAGAAAAGAUCAAAGAGAAGACUCCAGCGGCAGAAACAGAUACUGAAACAAUGAAGCAAGAGUCGUAUAGACCACCAAAACUAUUUGGUGAUUAUGAUCAUCAUAUUUCAAGAAGAGAUGGAGAUACUGGACAAAGAGAUUCAGAUGCCAAAGAAGAGGUUAAUCCUGAAAUGGGAAAAGGGUUCACACCAAACAUUGCAGAAACUGAGAAAAAUGCUGAGGAGUUUGAAUCUGAUGCAGUAAAAGCAGUUGAGGAAGACAGGAUACACGAACUGGUUGAGAAGAAGAAGAAGAAAGAGGAAAAUGAUAAGGUGAGAAGACAAAGUGAAGACACUGGCUUAAAAAGGCUCCAAGAAGAAAAUUUUCAGGGACCAAAUCGUCACAGCAAACAAGAAAAGACCAACGAAUUGGUGGAAGAGAAACCAGUUCAAGAGACUGAAAGACCAGAUGUGAGUACGUUAGAGACAUGUGAGGACAAAGUAUUUGCAGAGACAGAGACAAAGGAUCAAGAGUCUUAUAGACCAAAAAUACUUGAAGAAGAAGACACAAUCCAAGAGCUAGCUGAAGAGAAGAUGAACGGUUCAAGAAAAGUAGAGGAGGAAGAAGAAACUGCAGAGAAGAAAACAGAGUUAGGUGAUGAUGAUAUGUCAAGAAACGCUGGAGAAAUUGGUGCAAUGAAGGGACAAGAAAAAGAAAAAGAAAAGAUUCAAGAAUUAGCACUGGAAGAAAAGGUAAGUGAUGGCGGCAAGAAAAUAUUUGCAGAGGGAAAAUCUGAGAAUGAUGAGUCAAGAAAAGUUCAAGAGAUUGAUGAGAAGCAAUCACAUGAAGAAGAUGAACGUGGAAAUCAAGUCCAGAAACUUAUAGGAGGAGAAACAAGUGGUCAAGGAGACGUAGAAGAGAGGGAGAAGAGAAUAAGAGAGGUAGACAAAAGAUUCAGAGAAGCUCAAGGGAUUGAAAGAACAGACUCAGAUGUAUCUGAAAAAUAUGUUAAAGGAGAACUCCAGGAAAAAGAGAAGGAGGACGUAGCUGAUACACCAAAAAGAAGGACAGGUACUACAGAACAAGAAUUAGUAAAUCUGAACAGUCAAAUGGAGCAAGAAGCUGGAGAGAAGACUCAAGAACUGGUGGAUGAGAACAUCAAUAAUUGCAAAGAAGAAGAAUCAGAGACCAAAACUGAUGAUGUCGUAAGAAAGGUUCAAGGUAUGAAAGAACAGGAUUUGUCUGAAGCGGAAAGGAAGCAUGGUAGCAAGAUUAAAGAAGUGAUAGAAAAAAAAGCAGCAGAGGCAGAGAAAGAAGAUGAGUGUGAUGGCUUAAGUGAAAUACACCGUAGUGAAGAACAGAAGUUGCAUGAACCAAGUGGUCAAGAGAGAGAGGAAGAGAAGAAGGAGAAAGCUGUAGAGUAUAUGAGAAUAACAGAGAAGGAAAGCUCCCCAACUGCUCAAGAGAUUAAGGACCAACGACCUGAUAAAGAGAGCCAUGAGAAACGAUCCAAACAAGACCUGGUGGAAGCUGGACAUAAUGAAACUGAGGAACAUACCUCAAAAAAGGUUCGGGAGAUAGAAAAAGAGGAAUCUGAUGGUUUAAAGGGAUCUGUAGUGCAAGACAAGAAGCAAGAAACAGAGGAAAAUGAGAUAAGUAGAGCAGUGGAAGAGAAAGAGAUUAUGGAGAGGAGGACAGAAACUGAAGAUGUUAGCUUGAGAGAAAUCCAAGAUGAUGAAGAUACAGAAAUGUUUAAGUCUUAUAAGAGACAAGAAGAAGACAAGAUCCAGGAACCAGUGGAAGUGGGGAAAAGUGGUUACAAAGAAAAAAUCAAGAAACAAGAUGAGAUUGAUAUUUCAAGAAUCCAAAAGCAUGGAGAACCAAAUUUUGAUGAACUUGGGAGACACGGUGAGCAAACAAAUAUUCCACAAGGAGAAGACAAGAUCCAUGAACCAGUGGACAUGGGAACACAUGAUCACAGAGAGAAAGUCAAGAAACAAGAUGGUGAUGAUGUUCCUCCAUCAGUGAAAGAAGAAAAAGUGGAGAACAUGGCUGAGCUAGAAGGGAAAAGAGAAGAUGACAGUUCAGAGGAAGCAACUGAUCCUAAAGAAUCAGAAGGAAAAGAGAAAACUAGAGCAGUGGAGGAGAAAGAUAUUGUGGAAAGGAGGACAAUAACUAGAGAUGGUAGUUUCAGAAAAGCUCAGGAUGAUGCAGAACCAGAACUGAGUAAACCUUACAAGCCACAAGAAGAAGACAAGGUCCAGGAAGCUGUGGAAAGGGGAACAAGUGAUUACAGAGAAGAAGUCAAGAAACAGGAUGGGGAUAACGAAGCAUGCCAUAGUGACCAUAAAGAGGAACAACAGGAAGAAAAGUUAAUUGCCAAGACAGAACUGAAAUCUAAGGAAGACGAAAAGAUUCAAGAGAUUGAAAAACAGAAGCCUGAUGAAUUACAGAGAUCUUUGGACAUGGGAACACAUGAUCACAGCGAGAAAGUCAACGAACAAGAUGGUGAUGAUGUUCCUCAAUCAGUGGAGAAAAUGGCUGAGCUAGAAGGGAAAAUGGAAGAUGACAGUUCAGACAAGUUUCAUGAGAAUGAAGAAAGAAAAUCAUAUGAAGAUUGGACACAUGAGACGUGGGAGAAGAGUAAAGAGGAAGCAACUGAUCCUAAAGAGGAAAAAGAGAAAACUAGAGCAGUAGCGGAGACGGAGAUUGUGGAGAGGAGGACAGGAACCAGAGAUGGUAGUUUGAGAAAAUCUCAGGAUGAUUCAGAACAAAAACUAAGUAAACCUUACAAGCCACAAGAAGAAGAAGACAAGGUCCAAGAAUCUGUGGAGAGGGGAACAAGUGAUAACAAAGAAGAACUCAAGAAACAAGAUGGGAAUGAUACUACAAGAAGCAAAGAGCUUGGCAAGCCAAGUUUAAUUAGAGAGGAAGCAACUGCUAAAGCAGGCCAUAGUGACCAUAAAGAACAAAAUGAAGAAAAGGUUAUUACCAAAGCACAAAUGAAAGCUGAGGAAGACAAUUCAAUAAAGAUUCAAAAGAUUGAAAACCAGAAGUCUGAUGAAUUGCAGAGAUCUUUGGUACAAGACAAGAUGCAAGAAACAGAGGAAAAAGAAAAAACCAGACCAAUGGAGGAGAAAGAGAUUGUGGAGAGGAGGACAAAAGCUGAAUAUGGUAGCUUAAGAGAAUUUCAAGAUAGAAAAGAAUCAGAAUCUAGUAAACCUUAUAAGAGACGAGAUGAAGACAAGAUCCAGGAAGUAGUGGAAAUGGAAACAAGUGAUUAUAGAGAAAAGGUCAAGACACAAGAUGGUGAUGAUGUCUUAAGAAGCCAAGAAACUGAGAAACUGGAUUUAGUUGAACAAGAAGCAACUGGGCCCAAAAAUAAACACACAGGAGCGAAAGAAGAAGAAGAAAGAUAUGAGAAAGUUGCAGAGACAGAGACAAAAGUUGAGGAUGAGACCAGCAAAGAGGUAGAGGAGAACCAAAAAGAAGAAGAAGAUUCCUUAGAUGAUCCUAUGAAAAUGAUUCAAGAAAGUGAAAAAAAAGAAUCACAUGAACCAGAGAUUCAAAUAGUCCAAGACUUAGUGGAAGAAGAAACAAAGGAUCAAGAAAAUGAAGUGGCAAUGGUAGCUGCAACUGUAGAGGCAAAUCAUGAUGAAGAUAGUUCAAUUAUAUUGCAAACUAUAAAAGAACAUGAAGAACACAAGGAACCAAGAAAUGAUCCUGGAGUGGAAGAAGCACAUAACGAUUGGAAGCAAGAGGACCGAGGAAUGAUGAAAGAUUUAGUUAAAGAGGAAGCACUUGAUCUCAGACACACCGGUGGAGAAGGAUACAAUGACCAUAAAGAAGAAAAGUUUAUUCCCAAGGCAGGAGUGAAAGCUGAGGAAGAUAGCUCAGAACAGGAGUUUGAUGAGUUGCAGAGAUCUUUGGGACAAGACAAGAUGCAAGAAACAGAAGAAAAAGGAAAGCCUAGAUCAGCAGAGGAGAAUGAGACUGUGGAGGGAAAGACAAAAACUGAAGAUGGUAGCUUGAGGAAGGUUCAAGAAGGUGAAGAUCCAGAGUUGAGUAGACAUAAGAGACAUGAGGAAGAACUCAAGAAACAAGAUGAGGAUGAUAUCUUAAGAAGCCAAGAGACUAGCAAAGUGGAUUUAGGUGAAGAAGAUGAAAAAGAAGAAUCAGAGGAACUAGACAUAGUCCAAGAUAUUGUGGAAGACAAAACAUGGGAUCAAGAAGAUGAUAGGGUUGGGGAAGCUGCAGCUGUAGUGGCAAACAAUGAGAAAGAUAGUACAAGAAAAUUGCACACCACUGGAGGAGAAGAACUAAAAGAACACGAGGAACAAGAACCUGAAGUAAAAACAGAGAAUGAAGAAUCAAGAAGAGGACAAAAAGUCAAACAAGAGAAGAAUGAUGAGACAAGAAGUGACGAUGGUAUUGUGAGAAAGGUUGGAGAGACAAAAGUGCAAGAAUCAGAUGAAAAGAAAGAUCAAGAACCAGUGAGGAAAGAAGCGAGUAAUGAUGGAGCUAAGCUGGAAGAGACUGAAGAGGAUAGCCUUAUAAAAGGUGGAGAGUUUAUAGAAAAGGAGUCAUCAAAGACAAAACCAGUGGGACAAGAAAACAUGCAACAACUUAUGGAUGCAGAAAAACAAGAAAAUGAGGGAAAAUCAGAGGCAGGAGGGGAGAUGCAAGCUAAGAUUAAAGAAGAAAAUGGUAUAGAAGGAAGUGAGAAAGUUGCAGAAGUGGAGAUGCAAGAUAAGAUUGGCAUCAGAAUGAAGGACCAAGAAACUAAAAGACAAGAACUAUAUGAGCUUUUAGAAAAUGAAGAGCAUGACAAGAUUCCAGAACCGGUUGUCAAAGGAACAAAAUAUGAGAGAGUGGAGGACAGAGAAGAUGAAGAGAUGAAGCGAAACUCUGAGGAUGUUAGCUCAAGAAAUGUUCAGAAGAAUAAGGAAGAAGAAUCAGAUGGUUUAGAGAAACACAUGAAACUAAGUGAGCUCCAAGAAAAUGAAUCAGUGGAAGAAGAAGAACUAAAUGAAGCUGGAGGAUAUAAGGAAAUGCUAAAGACAAAGUCUAUGGAAGAUUCAAGACAGUCUCAACAUUCAGAUCAGACAGAACAAGAAAACAUCCAAGAGCUAAUGGCCGAGGAGGAGGACGAAGAAGAUCAGAACAAGAAAAUGAAGAGAAUGCCGCAGGUGGAGUCAAAAGCUAAUGAUGAUAUCUCAGAGAAGGAUGAGACAGAAAUGUUGAGAGGGCAAAAGGAAAAGGAAGAUCAUCAAGAUGUGGUGGAGAUAGAAACAAGUGACCAGAGGAAGAAAGAAAGGGAAGAGAAGAUUGUUGGUACAGCAGUGGCAGGAGAUGAAUGGGAUAGCUCAAGGAAGAAUCAAGAACAUGAAGAAGAACAGUUAGAUAAACUAGAAAGACAUGGGGAAGAAACAAGCAAUGAUAAAGAAGAAAACAGAGGAAACAGAGCAGGUGCAGAGACAACAAUAAAAGAUGAUGGCUUUAGAGAAGAACAAUUAGAGAUGGUUUUGAGACACAGUGAACAAGACAAGAAGCAGUUAGUUGUGGAAAAGGACAAAAGUGGUAAAGCAAAGGAUAAAAGGAAUCAAGAGACAAAGAGUAAAGAUGACAGCUCAAGAAAGACUCUAGAAAAUGAAAAACAAGAUUCUCAUGAACAAAAGAGAAACUAUGAGGAACAAGACAAGAAGAACAUGGGACCAAACUAUUUCAGAAAUGAAGAGGAUGGUAAGGAAGAUAAAGAAACUGCAGAAGCAGGCAGCACAAGAAGGAUGGAGGAGAUUAAAGAACGAGAAUCAACUAAAAUGGUUGAGAGACAUGAUUACCAAGAUAAUAUCACUGAUUUGGUGGAAGAUAAAAUGAACAAUCAAGAAAAAGAAGAAAAGACUGAAGACUCUGAAUCAAAAGAACCUGAAAGACUGAGGAAAGAAGACAAGGGGAGUGAACUAGUGCAAGAAAGAUCAACAGAUAACCUUCAAGAUGAAGAAACCAAAAUCAAGAAAAAAGAAUCAAGCAAGACUCAUCAGCUCAAAGAAAAAGAAACAGGUGAAGAAGAGAUACUUAAAGAAAAAGAGAACAGAGAAACUGAACGUGAAGAUGGUAGCGCAAAAAAGAUUCAAGAGAUAGACAAAGAAGGAUCAAGUGAACCAAGAAGAGAUGAGGAAAGAGACAAGAUCCAACCAGUGGAGAGUGAAACAAGUGAAGAUGAGGAAGAGGAGUUAGAAGUUGAAGUUGAAGACUCAGAAGAAGAUUGGGAAGCUGAAGUGAUUCAAGAGAUGGAUUCAGAUAAAGAUAAUGAUGAACUUAGAAAAAUAAGAAGAAUCAAACUAGGAUUUAGGUUAGUCGGAGGAUCAACAUUGUUUAUGUCACUUAUAGUCAUAGUUAUUAGUAUCAUUCGUUCCAAGAGAAAAACAAAAUGUUACAAGUUUUAAACCAA
Molecule: messenger RNA, 14844 nt
Organism: Raphanus sativus (radish)
Lineage: Eukaryota; Viridiplantae; Streptophyta; Magnoliopsida; Brassicales; Brassicaceae
Exons: 2
Coding region: 146-14839 (4897 amino acids)
Source: RefSeq, a predicted model, not a curated record